Pimephales promelas (fathead minnow) is the source of this 2649-nucleotide messenger RNA. RefSeq names its product zona pellucida glycoprotein 3d tandem duplicate 1 (gene zp3d.1). The record is from RefSeq and is a predicted model, not a curated record. NCBI's taxonomy places the organism in Eukaryota, Metazoa, Chordata, Actinopteri, Cypriniformes, Leuciscidae. Gene Ontology annotation, molecular function: acrosin binding. Gene Ontology annotation, biological process: egg coat formation; positive regulation of acrosome reaction; binding of sperm to zona pellucida. Gene Ontology annotation, cellular component: extracellular matrix.
GCGCGCCUAGCGGUGUUAGCGGCGUUUUAUUUACUUCCUUUAUGUCACAUUUAAAGGUUAAUGGCUGUCAUGGAGCGCAUAAGUUUGUGUUUUUGUUGUUCUUUGUAUUUUCUUGGCAUAAUGUGCAUUGUCAGAGCAUACAAUCAUGGGACCGGGGGUCACCCAUAUAGCAACGUCGUAUCCACGGAACAGAAAGUCCUUGCCAUGCAACCCAUGUCAGGCGCUGUCAGGCCGUGGCCAGAAAACAGUGAGUUUAUGAAGAACCCCCCGGCCAUGCGACCAUAUCACGUUUUCCCAAUGUUCCAACAUGUUCCAGUUCCUCUCGUUGACAUGGAUUUGUUCAGGCCUGUCUCCGGGAGACGACAAUUACCAAAGAUUUUGACUAGUCUUCUAAUUCCUCAAGUGAACCCUCAGUUUGCCCAAGUGUCUCCCGUGCGUAAUGCUCGUGGCGUAGAGGUUUGGUGUGGUUACAGUACGAUCUCGGUGCGCAUGAAUGAGAAUCUACUGGGCUUCAGAAGUUCACCGUCUUUGUUUCACCUGGGAACAUGUCCUGUCUCACGCUCCGACAAGAACUUCUUAUAUUUCCAUUACGACCUCAAUGACUGCGAUAGCUCUUUUACGAUGAUGAACGGCCAGAUCAUGUAUUCUAACACGUUGCGCUAUACACCAGAGCCUCAAGGGACAGUCAUCCGAGCGGUGCCCCUCACGCUAAACAUCCAGUGCCUAUACAACAGAUUUCAUUAUUCCUACAAAAUAGGCUUCCAGCCUGUGCUGAGGGAGCACAAGUUUCACAAGAUUUUUGAGCGUAGAGCCAAGUUUAGUAUUUCUGUGUGUAAUGAACGCUGGGAAAGACUUGAAGAAAAUGUGAGUUUUAUGCUUGGGGAGCCCAUGUAUUUUGAAGUCAGCGCUGCUCAUGUGUCCAAAGACGAGAUGAUUUUUGUUGACUCCUGCUAUGCGACAGCAUCCAGAGAUCCAAAGUCUAUUCCACAACACAAUGUUAUUUGUAAUUAUGGGUGUAUGGAGGACAGCAGAAGACAAGGAAGUCUCUCCCGCUUUUUCCAAAGACAGUCAAAUAUUAUAAGGUUUUCGGUUGAUGCCUUUUUACUCCCCCAAGUUACUGGCACGCACUUUUACCUGCAUUGCACAAUAUCGGUUCACGAUGCCACAAGCGCUUCAGCAAAAUCCUGCACUUAUAACCAUGCAGAGAGAGGGUGGGACGAACUCUACACUGAUGCGUCCGUUUGUGCAUGUUGUGAUUCAGUUUGUGAAAUUGAAGCAACUUCUUCUUUGCCCCGUUCAACACAAUCUCUGGUAACUAGUCUACCCUGGGUAAUGGACAAGAACGAACAAUAUUUAAUCAAAGGAAAAGGAUUGUCCGGUGUUCAGAAGGACAUAGAGGAGGUGAAGUUCAAGAGCGCAAAUGGAAUCGGUGAAGAGGAAGAUGAUCAUUACACUGUGGGGGCUGUGUCUGAUACUGAAAAACAAAUGAAAGCAAAAGAGAAUAAAAAGAUGCCUGUGAAAGACUUGGAUGAGGAUGUAGAAGUAAUUGUUGGGAAAGAGGAAACAACUGCUAUAGAGUUGAAGGAUGAGGGGGAUCGUUCUGGAAAAGUGAUGUCUUUUGGAGAACAGAUGGAUGGUGUUGUAGAGCUCGAGCAGGGUGCUGGGAGACUCAAGAGCGCAGAAGGAAUCGAUGAAGAGGAAGAUGGUUACACUGUGGAGACUGAUACUGAAAAACAAAUUGAAGCAAAAGAAGAAAAUAAAAAGAUGCCCAUGAAAGACUUAGAUGAGGAUGUAGAAGUAAUUGUUGGGAAAGAGGAAACAACUGCUAUAGAGUUAAAGGAUGAGGGCGAUCGUUCUGGAAAAGUGAUAUCUUUUGGGGAACCGAUGGAUGGUGUUGUAGAGCUCGAGGAGGAGGCUGGGAGUCUCAAGAGCGCAGAAGGAAUCAGUAACGAGAAAGACGGUUACACUGUUGAGACUGAAACUGAUACUGAGAAACAAAUCAAAGAAAAUAAAAAUAUUCCCUUGAAAAACCUUGACGAGGAUGUAAUUGUUCAGACAGAGGAAACAACUGCUAUAAAGGAUGAGGAGGGCGAUCGUUCUGGAAAAGUGAUGUCUGUCGGGGAACCGAUGGAUGGUGUUGUAGCACUCGAGGAGGAUGCUGGGAGUCUCAGGAGCACUGAGCUUUUGGAAGAUGUUAAUGAUGACAAAGGGUCCAGCAAGAGUGGAUUAAAUCAACUGAUUGACAUUACCAGAGAAGAACUGUCCAAAUAUAAAAUAAAGCCUGAAGUUUUUGAGAAGAGCAUGCCGGUACGAACCACAGGACCCUCAUACAUGGCGAUUGGUGAAGAGGUAUUUUUAAAUGCCAAACAAGAACCAAUGGAGUGGAAUAGAGAGGAACAUUAACCCACCCAGUGAGCGAGAAAUGGGGGACUGACGUUUGAGAUCGUUCCAGGGUCUAAAAGGAUCCUCGAUGGACCUUUUUUUUGGAGUUGCAUUUGUGGGGCAAAAGAUCUCUGCAUACUUUCUUAAAGUCAGUGUUUUGGUCAUGGAUUUAAGUGAAUUCACGAAUUUGCAUAAUAGGAAUGCUUCAAUGUACAGUCCUGACAUCCACUGUAAUGUCAUGGGAAUAUUAAAACGUUUUUGAUUGAG